CGGACGCUCCACGUUGCACAAACCUAAACAGCAGCUUAAAACGGGGACGGCCGGAGGAUGAGGCAACCGGAGCAUCCUCAUCAUCCGAGGCAGCACGUAGCCCACGGAGAGGAAUCAAAAUAGCAACGAGUGACGGGUGCAUCAGGGAACGGUGAUAGAUUAAAACUGUCGAGGGAUAUCGUGCGACUCUGCGCCGGAUCCUCUGUCUGAUAACAGCAACGCAGCUCUUGUUGCAGCCAGACAGCGCAGCGUUGUUUUCCCCCCCAUCCGCUGAGGAGCAUCUGUGUGAUCAUGGGUUCGUCCUUUCACUAAUAUCGUUGAAGCGGCAACCAAAAUUCAACCGAGAAAUUCUCUAGUAAAUAACAUGGGUUCCAGACUGAGCAGACAGAGCAGUCUGGACAAUGAGAAUUUUUCCAAAAAGCGACGCAAGCAUCUAGAUAGCACGGGAGAGAGCGACAGGGGCAGUCGGGGCGGCGGGGACUUUCUGUUUGCACUGAUGCUGAAAUCAGACAAACUGCCUGGGAUGCUGCGGAGGACCAACCAUAGUCCGUACAUGAGGCGAGUGGCGUGGAUCAAAGAGAUACAGAAGCUGCUCCGUGACCGCAGGAUAGAGCAGGCUACCGACGUGCUCAAAUUACUGAGGAAGGAUCUGGGUUUGGAAGGCACCUCGCUCAACGACAUCUUAUAUAAGAACGCUGCCUUCCUCAACCUGGUGGACCCGAUCUCCCACGAGCUGCUGCUCAGCCUGGCCCGCGAGAUGCAGUGUCCAAAGAAGGAUACAGACACCAUUAAGUCCUCUGAUAAGAUUUGCCGACAGCUGAUCUACCACCUGACGCCGCACUCCAAGUGGCUGAGGCAGAGCAUGUCCAGACGGAAAUCCCAAGCCUGUCUCAAGACUACUCUACAGAAAAAGCUGUCCAGUGACACGGUCGACCUGUCCGGCAUCCCCCUGUCCAGCCGAGAUGUUCGUCAGGUGGCCUUCUACCUCCAGAACAACAGGGACACCAUCGUGGCCGUGGACAUCAGCUUCACUGAACUCCACGACGAGAACCUGAGGCUUCUUUUGCCUCUUCUGGGCUCGCUGCCUAAACUCAGCACCCUGGCUCUCAACGGUAACCGGCUCACCCUGGCUAUCGUCAAAGACCUCACAGAGAUGCUAAAAGACCCCAAGAAGUUCUCCAGCCUGGCGUGGAUAGACCUCGGCAACAAUGUGGAUAUUUUCACCAUGCCCCAGCCGCUGCUGGUCGCCCUGCGCCGACGCUGCAGCCUGAAGAGCAGCCUGCCCACAAUCUACGAGUACACCGAGGGCCAGCCCUACUGCUACCACCUGGAGACUUCGAUCGAGGAGCCCAGCCACUAUGAGGAGGAAGAGGAGGAAGAGGAGGAGGGAGAGGAUGACGAGGACGAAAUGGGAAACAAACUGGAGCUUGAGCCGUGGGGCUUGGGGGGAAAGCGUCUCUGCAAAGACUUCACCCUUCACUACUGUGAGAGGUGAUGGGGUGUUUUCUGGUAGGCUCACCCAACUGUGGCUGAAACGUCGUCCCGCAGCACUCUGUUACUUCCUUUGCCCUCUUGCCCUCACACCAUGAGCCCAGUCACCCUUCGAGGCACGAGGGAGUCCAGCGCCCACAUUGUGAAAUCUUGUCCCAACACGGCAACCGAGCCUAUCUUAACCAUCUCUGAGUUAACCCACACAAGAUGACAGUACAGUGAUAAUCACGAUGAGGGACUUACUGUGUUGGCGGAUGGUGCUCUUGGGAACAAGGUGCGGUUUCAUUGGAGGGGGGCUGGAAGAGUUAAUGAACCGGUGCUCUCUCUCUCUCCCCCUCUCUCUCUCUCUCUCUCUGAUAGUGGCAGCUGAGGAGCCAGUCCCAAGGAGAUUAGAUCAAUUGGCUGAAUGGAGGAGCAGCAUCCCGGUGGUAGGUGAAGUGGAACUAGAGUUAGUUUGGAAAUAGUAGAUCCCUCUGGGUUCUCUACCAGGACUGAGGCUAUCUCUGGCAGGCAGGGCCUAGCUCCACAUUGUGUGUUCUCUGUUAAUCUCUCAACAAAAGCUAUGACACAAGUUCAACAGACUAUACAGCCGACGACCUGUCACGUGACGCCGGCAAAACUGCUAAGUCAAGACUUUUUGCGUUUUCCCCCCCUUUCGAAAUGUCCACUUGUGAAUACCCACGCAUCACUUGUGUAGAUGUAAAUGAGGACACAAAACAUGGCUCUGUUGUGUUUCCACGGGCUAUUUUUGUGCACUUUUGGUGAACAAAGCAAUCUUAGAAGACAACAGGUAGGACUCACCAAUGGGUAGCUGUCACCGAUUGUCUUUGUACUUGCCUAAAUGCUGAUAUCCAUCUCUUUGUGGUUAUUUAUUUACUGUAGUCAUCAUCAUGUGAAGUAAAGUGUUCUAAUGCAUAUAUGACACUACAGCCAGCCGUUCAUCUGGACCACUGAGUCUGAGCAGCAAGGGCAUGCCAAAUGAAGUCACGGCUGAGCAUUUCCUACUGCUGAUCUUCUCUACAAUUGUGUUGUGUUUUUUAUUUAUUUACAGGCCGACUUAUGUGGCCCUGUGUUCAUUGUGAGAUGCAGAAACGACUGUUAUAUAUCGGUUGUAGUCAGAGCAGACUGAGAAAAGCGUCAGAAGAGUCUUUUUUUUUUUUUUUGCAGUAGCACAUUCUGAUUAAGUUAGACUGACCAACUCACUGCAAUGCACUUUAACAGCUAUUUUUUUAUCAUGCGCUCAGACCGAUUUCAGUUCCGUAACAAGCACUGUUUUUGAUUAUGACUUCUCUCAGCGUCACUUACACAACAUGAAUUGAAAUGAAAGUCUACCUUUUUUUUUUUUUUAGUUAAAACGAUGACCAAAAGGCUGAUGAUUGUUAUAGAGGGAUCACUGGAAAUCAUCAUACUUGUAUCAUCAGAUAUAUAAUAAAUGUUGAAGUGUGUAUUAUGUGUGUUUGUCGUUGUGAAAUGUCUGAUUACUGCUGUAAUUAUUUGUGUUAUUGUUUUGGUGUUUUGUCUUUUGUCCGACCCGAUAAUUAUGAUAAUUACUCUAAUGACUAUGAAACUGAGCACAGUAACCUCCUUAGCUGAAACAAUGAGGAAGUAAACAACAGGGACAUGCCUGAUAUGAUUACACCACAGCAAAUUGUUCACCAAAUAUAAAUUCAGCUGGGAAUACUUAGCUGUUGCAAUCAGUGUGGACACUUGUAUGUACAAUGUUUUGUCCGACUGAAGGAGAGCACUGUACACUUGGUUCACAGCUCAUAUUUUGUGUGUCAGUGUCCAACUCUUAGUUGUUGUACCCUGUGUGUAUCUGUCUCAUGCUAAACUUUGAUUAUUGAUUGCCAAUAAAAGAACUGAUCAAAAAUCAAA
Molecule: messenger RNA, 3366 nt
Organism: Myripristis murdjan (pinecone soldierfish)
Lineage: Eukaryota; Metazoa; Chordata; Actinopteri; Holocentriformes; Holocentridae
Gene: lrrc75ba
Product: leucine rich repeat containing 75Ba
Exons: 4
Coding region: 365-1495 (376 amino acids)
Source: RefSeq, a predicted model, not a curated record